This is a messenger RNA of Rasamsonia emersonii CBS 393.64, 435 nucleotides long. RefSeq lists its product as uncharacterized. The record is from RefSeq and is a predicted model, not a curated record. The transcript is spliced from 2 exons. The coding region runs from base 1 to 435 and encodes 144 amino acids. NCBI's taxonomy places the organism in Eukaryota, Fungi, Ascomycota, Eurotiomycetes, Eurotiales, Trichocomaceae.
AUGCCCAGGCUCAAACCACCGGCAAUGGUCGGCAGGAGCAAUAUCGGACUCACUUCCCAGGGCGAUCGCAGGUCCCUCGACUGUAAUGUGGCAUGUGCCUUUGACCCGUGGAUCGUAGAUUGCCUAACUCGGGAUACACUGCGGCCAGAAGGUGAAGGCGCAGAUCAGGGACGAGAUGGAGAUGGCGACGAUGUUGAUCCACAAGACCACCUCCUGCCAGAAGGAGACGACGAUGCGCAGCAGGAAAAGGCCAAGGGAGAUCUUGGCCACGGUCAUGCCGACGACGACGAAGGUCUGCCCGAUCAUCUCCGUAUACACAGCGUGCACCGCCUCGUCGAUGGUCAUUUCAGACAUGUGCCUUCCGAACCCAGCAAAGGCGGUGAGCGUGAUGAAGAUCGUGUAGAGGAGCAUCAGGAUCUGGCCGUUCAUUCAUGA